AUGGCGGAAGACUUAUCCCUUUUAUUAGAGAAUUUUUCGAUUACGGAAGAGGAAGAUGCGGAGGUUACAAUUCCCAUUGGCGAAUUCCAAGAAGUAGUCUCCUAUGGAAAAAAUUGUGUUGUGCCAAAACUGGUUGCAGAUCGACUAAUUAGUAUGGAGGUGAUCAAAGCAACUCUUCGCAGGUGGUGGAAACUACAUGGGAAAAUGUCGUUCAAGGCCCUUGGCGAUAACCUGUUCUUGAUUGAGUUCACGAACAGUCAGGAUAAGGAACGCACUCUGGAGGGACGACCUUGGGUUUUUGAAGGAAGCCUUUUUCUUGUUGAAGACUUCGAUGGCAUUACUUCUCCAUCUGAUUAUACUUUUGACAAAGAUGCUUUUUGGGUCCGUAUGUUCAAAAUGCCAUUGGGUUGCAUGGGGCAAGCUAUUGGAAGAAGGAUUGGAGAAACCGUAGGAACAGUGGAAGUGGUGGACACAAAUGCAAAUGGGAUGGGGUGGGGGAAGUUUCUAAGGGCUAAGAUUCUUAUGGACUUAACGAAACCUUUACCAAGAGGAAGGAAAAUCAACAUUCAAGGAAAACUGGUCUGGAUUCCAUUCCAGUACGAACGUCUGCCCAAGUUUUGCUAUUCUUGUGGGAUUAUCAGCCAUGACAAAAGAGGGUGUCCGCAGAAAAGCUCGCUUCGACAACAAGAUCCUCAGUAUGGGCCAUGGUUAUGA
Messenger RNA from Corylus avellana, 714 nucleotides. The record is from RefSeq and is a predicted model, not a curated record. Lineage: Eukaryota; Viridiplantae; Streptophyta; Magnoliopsida; Fagales; Betulaceae.